Salarias fasciatus (jewelled blenny) is the source of this 615-nucleotide messenger RNA. It is a transcript of the gene coxfa4a, whose product is annotated as NDUFA4 mitochondrial complex associated a. The record is from RefSeq and is a predicted model, not a curated record. Lineage: Eukaryota; Metazoa; Chordata; Actinopteri; Blenniiformes; Blenniidae. Gene Ontology annotation, cellular component: respiratory chain complex IV. Bases 133 to 381 code for a protein of 82 amino acids. The transcript is spliced from 4 exons.
CAGGCAAUAUCAGGAGCAUCCUAUGAGCGCUUCCUUGACGCGGAUUAAAUUGCGCACAGUUUUUGGCCCGACUCGCUGUAAUCCGGUCAUUUCUACACAAACCGCCACUAAUCUGCCUUUACAAGCGGCAAAAUGCUCGCCACCAUCCGCAGACAACUCAGACACCACCCCGCUCUGAUCCCCCUGUUCUUCUUCAUCGGGGGAGGAACAUGCAUGUCCCUGGCGUACCUGGCUCGUCUCGGCCUGAGAAACCCUGAUGUGUGCUGGGAUCGCAAGAACAAUCCGGAGCCCUGGAACAAGCUCGGCCCGACCGAUCAGUACAAGUUUUUCACAGUGAACAUGGACUACAGCAAACUGAAGAAGGACCGUCCUGAUUUCUAAAGAGCUCACCCGCUGGACCAAAAGCACAAAGACGAGCUGAUCCGCACAGACAGCCGAGCCCCCCCCCCCCCGUCAUAUCCACUUUGGGAAUCUGAGGGAUGCAGAAGCCGAAACCCGCACAAAGAUUCGUAUUUAAGUUCCUCAUCGCAUCCCAUCUGGCUUCUUAAAACUUUUUUUUUCUCUCACUUUUAAUGGUUGUCAAUAAAGUCAGGAGUCUCUUCUCCUCCAUACAGA